Penicillium angulare is the source of this 588-nucleotide messenger RNA. RefSeq names its product putative IgE binding protein. The coding region runs from base 1 to 588 and encodes 195 amino acids. The record is from RefSeq and is a predicted model, not a curated record. The transcript is spliced from 2 exons. Lineage: Eukaryota; Fungi; Ascomycota; Eurotiomycetes; Eurotiales; Aspergillaceae.
AUGAAGGCCGUCAUUGCUUCUAUCGCUCUCCCCCUGCUGGCAGCUGCCGCACCAGCUCCUGCUCCUACUGCCCCGGCAUCCAACCCACCAAACUUCGGCGUUAUGGCUAUUCAUUCCGGCUCUCCUAUCCACUACGCGCAGAUGAACGCUGCUGGUCAGAAGUUCUGGCUCGGUGGCAGCACCUCAUCAUACUGUCCUAGUGUUGAUGGUAUCGUUUGCCCCUCUGGCAACCAGACCGUCUUUGCUGCAGGUGGCAAUGCUAUGGACGUCGAAGUACCCGGUGGCCAACAGGUCUACGUUGACCCUACUGGUGCCCUGAGCUUCACUCAGGCUCACUCUGCCAGCAUUCCUGCCGGCUCUGCUGUCGGUGGUCUGUUCUAUGAGCCUGGCAAUCCUUGGUCUCACUACUCUUUCAAGGGCUGGGGUGCCCAGGGCUUCAUGGCUUGCCCCACCGAAGACAAUCGCUACCAGGUGUUUGCUGCUAUGCAGAAUGCUACCGUGCCUUCUGGCAAUGUUGCUGACUGCAUUGGUUUCUCCGCCAUGGCCCUUACUUACAAGGGUGAUGUUCCUGCUUGGCAGUACAUUUAA